UCUGGCUAUGGCAAUGGAUCAUUCGCUGUCCCACCACAACAACGACCGACCAGGGCCGAAGCACGAAACAACCAAAAGCAUUUGCAGAGCAUGCUCGUUUCACUGGCUACCCAAUCAUCAAAGCUCAGAGAGCAUUCUUAGCCGUCCGAUGUCCAAUGCUUGCCCUCCUCUCUAGGCAAUAUCAAAAUGAAGCUGAAGCAGGUUCAGCUCAGACGAUGGGUUACUAGCUGGUCUCUUUUAAUCUCUCCGAAGCUUGCUCAUCGACUUACUCCCGUUCUGCGCCACUGUCUCCCCCCGUUGCUUGCCUGCUGUGGGAGCCGCAAGAAAUCCUAUUACAACAUCUUGCGUAUAGGAGGCUUUAUAAUGCCCAUAACUCUAAUCCAUUGCUUGAGAUUGACCUUGCAACCAUGUGAGUUAGACUCUCGUUCUCGGUGGCGAGAUGCAGCAAUAUAUUAACCACUUCUGGCACGGCUGAGGAAAUGGACUU
Molecule: messenger RNA, 487 nt
Organism: Westerdykella ornata
Lineage: Eukaryota; Fungi; Ascomycota; Dothideomycetes; Pleosporales; Sporormiaceae
Exons: 1
Coding region: 187-456 (89 amino acids)
Source: RefSeq, a predicted model, not a curated record